AGGUUUUGGUUUUUAUGUUGACAAAUACCAUUGGCAGAUCUUGAAUGCAAGAAACAUAUUGAAUAACUUUUGAACUCGUCCUUUUAAUGGCUGAUCAUUAUCCCCCAUGUUUGUCAUCCAUUUGCCAAGUUCACUAAGAAGAAAUUUUCAGUAAGUUACUAACUCUGCGUAUAAUAAUAAGUGGAAAUGCUUCCUUGAAUUUGAAUGAAUCCAUAUGUAUUUGUGUAGUACUCCACAGAUAAACACUUGGACAUCAAAUUGGAUUCAAUUUUAUGGGGAGCAUAGAUUGGGUUAUCAACUGAAGUGGGCACGUGAACAGUAUGGUGAUUCAACCAUAUAUGAAAGAGGACAAAGACUGGUGAAGAAUAUGGGACCGCUUUUCGAAGAUGUUUUGAUAGAGCCAUGCCUGUUACAUGGAGACUUAUGGAGUGGGAAUAUUAGCUCUGACAAGAACGGAGACCCUGUUAUACUUGAUCCAGCUUGUUACUCUUAUCGCAGCGAAAAGGUGCUGUGCUGCUGUGUCUUUCUGUCCCAGUCCAACGUUGUCAAGGCAACUGAAAAUGCUUGCGAGCUAUAUGGCACCGAGGCAGAGAAUGACAUGUCCGAUGCAACACGUGAAAGCUGUUGGCUGGGUACAUGCCAUGUCGGAUUGAAGGAUAGGCAUGACUAG
Ilex paraguariensis (yerba mate) is the source of this 670-nucleotide messenger RNA. NCBI's taxonomy places the organism in Eukaryota, Viridiplantae, Streptophyta, Magnoliopsida, Aquifoliales, Aquifoliaceae. The record is from the annotation of a GenBank genome assembly.